UGGGUACAAAUGGAUAAAAAAAAGGUCAUGUUGGUUAAUAGUGGGGUCGUUUUUUUCUUUCUCUUAAGAUUACGGUUUAUACUACGAUCUGCGGGCACAGGUCAGCAGGUGCUGGGGCGGAUUGUGCCAUGGGGUUGUAGGCUGGCGUGUUGGCUGAUGAGGGUUGUUCAGGGGUUGUUUUUUUGUUGA
Bipolaris zeicola 26-R-13 is the source of this 189-nucleotide messenger RNA. RefSeq lists its product as uncharacterized. The record is from RefSeq and is a predicted model, not a curated record. The transcript has a single exon. The annotation marks the transcript as partial. NCBI's taxonomy places the organism in Eukaryota, Fungi, Ascomycota, Dothideomycetes, Pleosporales, Pleosporaceae.